Molecule: messenger RNA, 1518 nt
Organism: Phytophthora infestans T30-4
Lineage: Eukaryota; Oomycota; Peronosporomycetes; Peronosporales; Peronosporaceae
Product: folate-Biopterin Transporter (FBT) family
Exons: 1
Coding region: 12-1463 (483 amino acids)
Source: RefSeq, a predicted model, not a curated record
CGACGCCGAGGAUGCCGUUGUCGUUGCUGGCUCUGUACUUCAUACACGCCUUCUACAUGACGUUCCCCAUGACUGCGUACGGAGAAUGGCUCUUCGAUGUGCUCCAUAUGCCUCCAGCCACGACGACGCUCUAUUACUCGGUCACUUUCUUCCCCUGGAACAUCAAGCCGCUCUACGGUCUCUUGUCCGACAGUCUCCCGCUCUUCGGGUAUCGCCGCAAGUCGUACAUCAUCAUCUGCGAGGUCUGUGCAGCCACGUCGCUGGUACUUACUGCUGCCUACGUGCACUCUAUCGCCGGCGCCUUCAUCGUCAAACUGGUAGACGCCAUCGCCGAGGCCUUUGCCCAGCUCAUGCUCGGCAUCUUAUUGGUAGAUCUCACAACGGGAGAUGCCACAAGUAGGAGCAGCGCUCACGUGCAGUCACUGGCCAAUGGAACGAAGAACGCUGCGUCGAUUGCGGCCUUAGUACUGGGCGUCCCUGUGUACAUGAACAAGAAUAUAAAGCCACAACAAGUCAUCGGCUGGACCAGUUUACUGCCACUUACAGCAGGGGCAGUUUGUCUUCUUGGACUGAAAGAAACACCAGUUUAUGAGUUUCUAACUAGUGAAGAAGAGCGCUCUAUUGAAGUCGAUAGGCUGAUCCCAGCGUCUUCGUGGGCCAACACAUUAACGUCCUGGUGGCUCCCGUUCAAGCAUGAUCUGCACCUCAAGAUGGAGCUUAUACGGCCUGUACUCCCUCCCAUGCUCUUCUUCUUCCUGUGCAACGCACUGCCAAGCGAUGGGACGAUCUGGUACCAGUACACGUUCUCACUCCUUAAAGACGAGCACGAGUGCGUGCAGUACAUGUCUAUGGCAGGUAUGAUCGGUCGCUUCCUCUCGUGUCUAUCGUACGCCAAGUGGUGCACCAACAAGAACGUUCGAAGCGUCUUCCUCCUCUCCACGUUGUGCUCCGUUGCCGCUGGCCUUCCGCGGUUGUUGCUAGCGCCUCCUGUUGUCGAUCUCCCAGUCUCAGUGUGCACAUUCAGCACGGUGGAGACGUUCCUCACGUCCUUCACCUCCGAGUUCGCAUUACUGCAGCUGCUAGUCGUGGCCACGUAUUACUGUCCAGCCAGCCCGGACGUCCAAGGACUCACGUACGCUUUGUUUCUUUCGUUCAUGGACUUUGGUGGAGUUGUAUCAGGAAUACUUUCCUCCUUCUUAGUGUCGGCACUAGGCAUUGUGCCUGAUUCGACCACGAAGAUUGUAGAUUGGAGAAAUCUCUGGCUGGUUGUGGCGAUCGCUUCUGUCGGUCAACUUCUUGUCCUGGUCUUCCUUGGUGUGUUACCGGAGAAGGUCGACACUUCAGAAAGCACUAGCGCUGCAGGAGAUCGGAGCAAACGUAAAUCAAUUUUGAUGCUGCCGGACGAACCCGAGAAGCAGCCGCUGCUCUUGGAGCCAGAAGCCUAUGCAGACGUGCGAGUUUGAGGAUAGAGUUAGAAAUGUCAACACCGUGAAAGCCGAAAUUUAAACAGAGCAUUUU